GUGGUUUUGAAAGGCGACGCCCCCAGGCUGAUCGUGCACGGGCCGGGAUUUCCCAAGCUGUGCCAUUUCUGGCAGGUUCCCCACGUUCACAGCCGCCCUCAAGCUCUGUCUCACCUCCCACAGCAGGCCUGCGCCGUCUGCCUGGAGGAUUUUCGGCUGCAGGAGGAGCUGGGGGUGCUGCCGUGCCAGCACGCCUUCCACAGAAAGUGCCUGCUGAAGUGGCUGGAGGUGCGCUGCGUGUGCCCCAUGUGCAACAAACCCGCGGCGGAGCCCCGGGCCGGCAUCGGGACCCUCCUGGAUGAGCUGGUGUGAUCCAGCGGGAUCCAGCGGGAUCCAUUGUGAUCCACCACGAUCCAGUGGGAUCCAUGGCAAUCCAGCGGGAUCCAGUGGGAUCCACGACAAUCCAGCGGGAUCCAUCACGAUCCAGUGGGAUCCAUCGUGGUCCUGCAGGCUUCACCACAAUCCACCAUGAUCCAGUGGGAUCCACUGCAAUCCAUCGAGAUCCACCACGAUUCAGUGGGAUCCACUGCAAUCCAUUGAGAUCCAGCAGGAUCCAGUGGGAUCCACUGCAAUCCAUCGAGAUCCACCAUGAUCCAGUGGGAUCCACUGCAAUCCAUUGGGAUCCACCAUGAUCCAGUGGGAUCCACUGCAAUCCAGCGAGAUCCAACGGGAUCUACGGCGAUCCAGUGGCAUCCAUAGCGAUCCAGCGGGAUCCAGUGGGACCCAUGGCAAUCCAGCAGCAUCCAUUGUGAUCCAGCAGAAUUCAUCGUGAUCCAGCAGGAUCCAUUGUGAUCCAGCAGGAUUCAUCGUGAUCCAGCAGGAUCCCACGGGAUCCCCCGGCCCCACUUUGCUCCAGGCUCUCUCUGGAGCUGAGCCCCUCAGGAUCCCCUCAGGGCAGAGGGAUUGCACGGCUUUGUGUGAAAAAAGGAUUAAAUGGAUGAUUUUUAGCCAGUCUGAGCUGUGGCUG
Messenger RNA from Cyanistes caeruleus (blue tit), 967 nucleotides. The record is from RefSeq and is a predicted model, not a curated record. Lineage: Eukaryota; Metazoa; Chordata; Aves; Passeriformes; Paridae.